GAUUUGGACUUGAAAAAGUCACAGUAGGGGAGGGCGGGAGCUUUCUGUGCUUCAGCACUGGUAGGCUACCGGCACAUGACAUUAUAGGAUGGAAAUCACUUAAUUCAGCCCCCCUCAGCAGGUCCAGCUUUAUAUCCGAACCAGACUGACUGACAUGUUCGUCCUGAACCGUAUAUAGGGCUUCUGUCCAGAAGCUCUCAAGUCAUUAAAGCGAAACCCUCGAGCCGGUGGAUGAUAUAGACACAGUGGAUUUAGUUUUUGCGCAUCUAAUAUUUUCCUGAAGACUUUUUGCGAGAUUUUUGUCAGCAUAGAGGAAAUACGUUUUUUGUGUUUUUAUUUGGAUGCACUUAACAACAGGCGUUAUGAUACUCAGGAGAAGUCAUUGCUUGCUGCCGUUGUUGUUGCUGUGCAUCAGUGCUCUACCUCAAGAUGGCCAUGUGGAAGAUGAAUCUGCCUUCGACCUUUUCAAAACCAGCGGCAUCAGCCGAAAGACGAUCGGUGCCAAGAUCUUCAAGGGCCAUGAUUGGAACUCACCGGCGUACCGUUUCAUCCGUUUUGACCACAUCCCUGCUGUGAAAACUCCAGCCCUCCAUCAGAUCCUGAAGCAGAUUCAAAACAAUGAGGGUUUUGUGUUUGUGGCCACUUUACGACAGGACAAGGGCUCCAGGGGAACCCUGAUUGGUUUGGAGAACUCCAGCGGGAGCCGACAAUUUGAGAUUCUGUCCAACGGACGUGCCAACACUCUGGAUCUGAUCUACUUGGUUAAGGGGUCUCAGAAUGUUGUGUCCUUUGAGGAUGUGGAUUUGUCUGAUUCACAAUGGAAGAACGUCACGCUGUACAUUCACGGAGAGAACGCUCACCUUUAUGUAGGCUGUAGCCUCAUUGACAGUGUGAUUCUGGAUGAGCCUUUCUAUGAGAACCUGCGACCAGAGGGCAGUCAAAUGUAUGUGGCUAAAGGAUCUAUCAGGGAAAACCACUUUAGGGGUUUACUACAAAACGUACAGUUCAUUUUUGACACACCAGUCCAGGAUAUCCUAAAACACAAAGGAUGCGAGAUCGCCAAACCUGAGGAAGUAAACGUGGUAAAUGAGAGUAUAGAGACUGUGUCUGUGGGUACAGCCAUCUCCACCAACUUCAUCACACAGAAGGAGAAGUUGGCCUCAGAGAUGUGUGAGCGUUCCUGUGAGGAGCUAAGCACCAUGUUCCAGGAGCUCAAAGGUCUCCGUAUCGUCGUAGGCAACCUCAUCGACGGCUUACAGAAAGUGACUGAGGAGAACACUGUGAUGAAGGAGGUGCUCAGGAACAUGAAGAACAUCAAAGACAAGCGCAUGUGCUGGCAAGACGGCCGACUUUUUGAGGAUAAGGAGGACUGGGUCGUGGACAGCUGUACUAAGUGCACCUGUCAGGAAUCAAAGAUUGUGUGCCAUCAGAUCACAUGUCCUCCAGUAGCCUGUGCCAGCCCGACUUUCCUGGAUGGAGAGUGCUGCCCGCUGUGCCUGCCUAAAGACAGCGAGGAUGGCUGGUCCCCCUGGUCAGAAUGGACGGAGUGUACCGUCACGUGUGGAACGGGCACACAGCAAAGAGGCAGGUCAUGUGAUGCCACCAGUAACCCCUGCAGCGGCCCUUCCAUCCAAACCCGCAGAUGCAGUCUGGGAAAAUGCGACAGCCGUGUACGUCAAGAUGGAGGUUGGAGUUUGUGGUCCCCCUGGUCGUCUUGUUCGGUAACCUGUGGGGAGGGGCAGAUCACACGAAUCCGCCACUGUAACGCCCCUGUGCCUCAGCUGGGAGGAAAGGACUGUGAAGGCAACGGGAGGGAGACACAAAAGUGUGAAGCCAAACCCUGUCCACUUGAUGGAGCCUGGGGCCCGUGGUCUCCUUGGGCGAUCUGCUCCACCACCUGCGGAGGAGGAACGAAAAGUCGAACGCGCGUGUGCAACAGUCCUCGGCCACAGUAUGGCGGCAAAAAAUGUCAAGGAGAAUCUAGAGACACUGAAGCCUGUAACAAACACGACUGUCCAGUGGAUGGUUGUCUCUCUAACCCCUGUUUUGGGGGUGUUGACUGCACUAGUUCCGCCGAUGGCUCAUGGGAGUGCGGGCCCUGCCCUGUCGGUUUCCGUGGCAAUGGAACAUUCUGUGAGGAUGUUAAUGAGUGUGACAUGGUGCGUGACCUGUGCUUCAACUCUCAACUGUGCAUCAACACAGACCCGGGCUUCCACUGUUUACCUUGUCCUCCUCGAUACAAAGGCACUCAGCCUUUCGGAAUGGGAGUGGAGAUUGCAAAGGAAAAUAAACAGAUUUGUGAAGCAGAAAACCCCUGCAAGGACCAAACCCACAACUGCCACAGGUCGGCUGAGUGUAUCUACAUGGGCCACUUCAGUAACCCCAUGUACAAAUGUGAUUGUAAAAUCGGCUAUGCCGGGGACGGCCACAUCUGCGGCGAGGACUCUGACCUCGACGGCUGGCCCAAUCACAACCUGGUGUGUAGAGCCAACCAAUCAUACCACUGCAAAAAGGACAACUGUCCCAACCUUCCAAACUCGGGACAAGAAGACUUUGAUAAAGAUGGUCAAGGAGACGCCUGUGACAAAGAUGAUGAUAAUGAUGGAAUCCUGGAUGAAGGGGACAACUGUCCUCUACUGUAUAAUCCCAGGCAGUUUGAUUAUGAUAAGGAUCUUGUGGGCGAUCGUUGUGAUAAUUGCCCGUACGAGCACAACCCUGCUCAGAUUGACACAGACGGCAAUGGUGAGGGAGAUGCCUGUGCGGCGGACAUUGAUGGAGACGAGGUUCUGAAUGAAAAUGAUAACUGCCCUUACAUGUACAAUGGUGACCAGAAGGACACAGAUAUGGAUGGAGUGGGUGACCAAUGUGAUAACUGCCCUCUGCUGCACAACCCUGACCAGUCGGACUCUGAUAAUGACCGAGUUGGUGACCAGUGUGACAACAAUCAAGACAUUGAUGAAGACGGACAUCAGAACAACCUGGAUAACUGCCCGUACAUACCCAACGCCAACCAGGUUGACCACGACAAAGACGGCAAGGGAGAUGCUUGUGAUUUUGAUGAUGACAACGAUGGGAUCCCUGAUGAGAAAGACAACUGCAGGCUGGUGUCCAACAAAGAUCAACAUGACUCUGAUGGGGACGGAAGAGGUGAUGCCUGCAAAGACGAUUUUGACAACGACAGCAUUCCUGACAUUCUGGACGUGUGCCCUGAGAACGACGGCAUCAGCAGCACUGACUUCCGGAAGUUUCAAAUGGUUCAUUUGGACCCUAAAGGAACAACCCAAAUUGACCCCAACUGGGUGGUCAGACACCAGGGCAAAGAGUUGGUUCAGACUGCCAAUUCUGACCCUGGUAUCGCUGUGGGCUUUGAUGAGUUUAACGCUGUAGACUUCAGUGGCACUUUCUACGUCAACACCGAUAGAGAUGACGACUACGCCGGGUUUGUGUUUGGCUACCAGUCAAGCGGACGAUUCUACGUGGUUAUGUGGAAGCAGAUUACUCAGACGUACUGGGAGGACCAACCUUCUAAAGCAUUUGGCAUCUCCGGGGUAUCUCUGAAAGUGGUCAACUCCACCACAGGCACCGGGGAGCAUCUGCGUAACGCCCUGUGGCACACAGGAGACACACCUGGACAGGUCCGAACGCUGUGGCACGACCCAAAGAAUAUCGGCUGGAAGGAUUAUACUGCUUACAGGUGGCAUCUCAUCCACAGACCCAAAACAGGCUUCAUUAGGGUGGUGGUUUAUGAGGGGAAACAGAUCAUGGCGGACUCGGGCUCUAUUUAUGAUACGUCCUAUGCAGGAGGGAGAUUAGGAUUGUUUGUGUUCUCCCAAGAACUUGUUUACUUCUCUGAUCUUAAGUAUGAAUGUCGAGAUAACUGAGCAAGAACAGAAAUGGAACCUGUAAGAGACUUUAGCACAGUUACACACUUACACACAAUCUGAUAAAAACCAAAGACUUUGAAGGACACAAUGAAACACACCCCAACCAUAUUGAGCCUAGCAAAUCUAUAGGAUUAAUCAUAUAGCUUGUUUUAAAGUAGAUCAUGACAGAUCAUAUCAAAAGUACUUUUUUGGUAUUCACACACUUUCAUCAAUCAUUUCCUGACAACUUAAUUACCCUUCUGCUUUCCUUGCACAAGAUUUUUGGACUAACUUCCUGUGUAUUUUUACAUUGUGCCGAAUUCUUUUUUCAUGUUGUAUUCAUCUUUUUCUACAACCCUCGAUUCUAACAGGGGCUUCGGGUUUGAUUAGCAUAUAAAUGUUUUAGAGACCUUUGAGAUGAAGAUGUUUAUAUUAAGACUGUAUCAUAAUUACUUGUGUAAAGUAUUUAUAUGACUCUUGCAAUUCAGUAUCAAGUUUGUGUCUAGUUUAUUGCGAUGCUUUCAGAACCUAGACAUUGUAAAUACUAAUUUAUUUGUUUACACUGACAACAUUUGAUUGUCCAGAUUUUUUUAAGGCUGAGCUUUUAAGACGUUCAAUUUGAGACUUCAUGCCUGUGCAGUUUUGUAUCAUUCAAGACUUGACAGUCAUGUUUUGAAAUGUGAGUUUUGGUUUGUUGUUGUCCCUAGUCACACUGCAUUUGUUACAUUUAUCCUAAAUGUGCUGGUCCUAAAACACUUCUUUCUUUAAAUUCCUUUAUUACAUUUUCUCAGAUGAACAGAAUAAACAGAGUAAAAAAUGUAAUAAGACUAACAGUUUGGUUUGAAAGACAUAUGAAUAUGAAGAUAAAUGUCCAUUGUCUUGUACUAUGUUUAGAUCAUUUUAGCCUGAAAAUAUCCACGUGUUUUUUUAUUUUUGCUUUUAGAUUAAUAGUCAUUAUAAUUGCAUAUUUUGUAAAAAAAAAAAGGUGCAAUGCCUUUGAUUUGAAUGCAACAUCCCAAAAACCCUCAACUUAAAAAAAAGUUAAAUUUUUUGUAAUAUUACAUAUUUUCCACGUAUAAUUUGACUUUUUUUACAUACACUUUCAAAUAUGACAGAAAAAGAAAGCAAAUUUAUAAGAAAAACGGGGGAAACAUGUAAUUUUACAGGGAAAACUGUUAUUUUAUUUUAAAACUUUUUUAUACAUCUGUUUAAAACAUUAUUUUAUUUUUUACAGUGCUUGCAAAGUUUUCUACAUCUGUUAUUCUUACAACUUUUAGAGAUUGUUCUUAAAUAAA
Messenger RNA from Triplophysa dalaica, 5158 nucleotides. It is a transcript of the gene thbs2a, whose product is annotated as thrombospondin 2a. The transcript has 22 exons. Gene Ontology annotation, cellular component: extracellular region. Gene Ontology annotation, molecular function: calcium ion binding; protein binding. Bases 342 to 3881 code for a protein of 1179 amino acids. Gene Ontology annotation, biological process: negative regulation of angiogenesis; cell adhesion. The record is from RefSeq and is a predicted model, not a curated record. Lineage: Eukaryota; Metazoa; Chordata; Actinopteri; Cypriniformes; Nemacheilidae.